AUGGCGGACUCAUCAAGAUCUUCACUUAUAGAAAAGCUUCUAUACCUCCGCAGGGAGGCCUCCCAUCCAGCCUCCUUUCACCAACUGUCCGCUUUAUUAUCCUCACGCACCGAUUCUUGGCCCAUCCGACACCUAAUCCCAACAUUCCAGGACAUCUACAAGUCCAUUCCCGAAUCCCUCAAGGCCAAUAAUAAUGAAUCAAUCACCCAUCUCCGUUCACAAGUCAAAGCAGCCACCCCCAGCGUUGCAGAAUUAAUAGGAACAGACUCCCGCGCCGGGCUUAUCGACGCUAACACCGGACGGCACCUGACACAUAUUGCCAUUCGGCAGUUCUUGGAGAAUUUCAAGAUCCCAGUAGGACUCUCCCGCCAUGGGAAGCCUCGCAUCGCUGUCAUCUUGCCCAACGGCCCUCUUAUGGCAGUUGCUGUCCUUGCUUUCGUCAACAGGUACACCAUUGUGCCCAUGACUACGAACACGGUGGCAGAGCAACUGCAGACAGAUAUAGAAAAUUCACAAGCUGAUGCUGUUGUCGCGCUGGACGCUGACAUUGGCAAGUUGCAGCUCGACAACGGUACCCGGCCAGUGUUUGGCAUUGAGCAGCUUGAAAACUUGACUUUCCGCGUGGUCUCCGCACGGAAUACUUCUAGUGCAUACGACCAUCCCCCCAAUUCUGGGGAUGACAUUGCCAUUAUCUUGUUCACUAGUGGUACCAGUGGCACUAAGAAGCUGGUUCCCAUCACAACUUACAAUCUCAUCGCUGGUACCAUCGCUACUAUAGAGUCUGUGGAACUGUCCGAGACAGAUACAUGUCUUAACAUGAUGCCCCUGAACCAUGUCGGUGGCAUCAUGCGAAGUAUAUUCUCCCCCAUCCUCGCCGGCGGCGCUACAAUAUGUUGUCCCUCGUUUGACCCCAGCAUGUUCUGGGAUGCUGUGCAAGCCCCUCAUAUGACACCAACUUGGUACUACGCCACACCCACGAUGCAUCAAAUGAUUCUUGCCGAAGCCGAGCACCGUCCUGAUGCCGUUAAAAAAAGCGCCAUCCAGUUUAUCUGCAACGCUGGUGGUGGCCUCCCUCCAACGCUUGCAGUGCAGCUUCAUAAUACUUUCCACUGCGUUGUCCUCCCCAGUUACGGCAUGACUGAAUGUAUGCCCAUUGCUGCGCCGCCGAGGGACUAUAAGCUUGAUCGCCCUGGAACAUCGGGAAGGAUUGUUGGCCCUGAGGUUGCAAUUAUGACUGAGAGUGGCAAGCCUGUCCCGCAAAAUGGGAUGCUUGGGCACAUUUGCAUUCGUGGAUCACCUGCAUUUGAGGGAUACCUGACCCCUGCAGGUAGGAUUGAUACCAGUGCAUUCAAUGAAUCCGGCUGGUUCGAUACUGGUGAUCUUGGACAUCUCGAUGACGACAAUUACCUGUACAUCACUGGCCGCAGCAAGGAGGUGAUCAACCGUGGUGGCGAAAUUAUCUCUCCCGUCGAAGUGGAAAAUGCGGUGCUGACCUCGGCCAAGGACCCAGAGUCCCCGCUGUAUGGUCGCGUGACUGAGACAUUGGCCUUUUCUGUCCCAGACGAAGUCCUGCAGGAAGUCGUCGGUGUGGUUAUCGUCACUCCUCCAGGCUUCACUAGGCCGGAUCUUCGCCAGAUACACGAAGCGCUGCAGCCUAUUAUACAUCAGCCCAAGUGGCCUGCUCUGGUGGUGUACAUGGACGGCGUGCCAAAGGCAAACAACAAGAUUCAGCGGAUUAAGCUCGCAGACCGCCUGUCGUUGGAGACCUUAACCACGACUACGCCCCUGGCGAGCCGGCACUACGAAGCUGUCUGCCCGCCUACUGGUGCUCCGCUCAGUGCAUUGAUUCCGAAGAAGCCAUGUGUCAUCGAUGAAAGGGUUAUUCGCUCAGUUCUUAGCAAGAAGGCAAACACACCUGACGUGCACGUGCAAAUAAACCCGCGCGACGGGCUCGCGCAGGUUGUUUUGUUUGUCAAGAACCCCAAUGAUGACCAUGUGACACCUGCCGAGCUCCACAACCAGCUAGAUGGCUAUCUCGUACCUAGUCGUAUCAUUCUCCUCAAAGGCCCCAUGCCUCUUGAUUUCUACGGAAAACCUGAUCAGGCCGCUAUCAAUGAGGCAAUCCACGCCCGCAACUCCGAUGGCGACCUGUCACCCAUUCAGCGCCGCGUGCGUGAAAUCUUCGCUGUCGCCUUGUCUUGUUCACCAGAGGAAGUAUCCAGCGGUACCGACUUUUUUGCUGCUGGAGGUGAUAGUCUUAGUGCUGGCCGUAUGGUCUCUCAACUUCGUCGGGAAUUUGGUAUUUUCUUGGCCGGUGACAUUCUCUUCCACCACAGCACCGUUGGAGCAAUAGAGCAGAAGAUUAUCGAAGCUGUUCAAGUUAAGGCUGCCAAGGGCGAAGACGGCGGAGUUGAAUUGCCGGGUUGCGAGAAGACAUACAGCAGCACCAACCCAAUUAUCUUGGUUCUGCAUCUGUUCCCGACUGUCUUCUUCUUCCCUAUGAAGCGUGCAUUCCAGUGGAUGGUGUUCGCAUACGUCGUGGCCGAGUGCUCCAAUCGAUUUCCGAUUCGUGAGCACCUCAUUGCUCGUUUGAUGCUGGUUGUUUUCGCCGUGAUGUCUGCUCGCUUAUGCUCACAAAUUGUGUCUCCCAUCCUCGCUAUCAUCUUCAAGUGGCUUGUCAUCGGUCGCUACAAGGAAGGCAUGUCACCAAUGUGGGGCCCUUACCAUACGCGCUGGUGGUUAACCCAGAAAGCGACGCAGGUGUGUGGAAAGGGGCUCUUCAACAACUACAAUUGGUCUCGCAUUCUGUUCUACCGUUUGAUGGGUGCAAAGAUUGGAAAGAAUGUUACCAUGUCUGCAUCUGCCAAGCUUGGCGAGUAUGAUCUUAUUGAGAUCGGUGACAAUGUCGUUUUGGAUACCUGCGUUUGUCGCCCGUUCGCCGUGGAGCGCAACACCUCUAUGCUGUUGAAGCGCAUUCGCAUUGGUAAGGACUCGUCUGUCGGCAUCAAGUCUAUCGUCGCUCCCGGUGCUGAUAUCCCCGAGAGGACUUGCAUUGGUCCCAACUCGUCGAGCUGGGAACUCCAAGACGCCGAUGAGUCCAACCGCCAAUUGCUAACUUCUCAGAUUCCUAAGCCUCACUGGCUCUGGAUUCUCUUUAUUGUUGAACCAAUUAAGUUGAUCACUUGGAUGGCUACUCGUAUUACCUGGAUGGCUGGUCUUAUUCCUAUGGUUCUCCAGUUCCCUACCCCAGCGGCCGACAUGUUCCGGUCUACCCUAGAUUGGUACACCAGUGAUCACCGGAUUGCAUUCCACAUUACUGCACGGAUCUGUCGUGCGGUUGGUGGCCCAAUUGUGCUUUUUAUUGCGGUCUUGGUCAUCAAGUUCUUCCUGGAUCUCAUCUGUGGCAAGCCCAAGCCUGGUCCUGCCUCGAAACAGACGACUCGCCAAAAGAUUCGGAGUGCUGUGCUCGCGCAGAUCCUACCCGCAGGUGACAUUCACGAGCUCACUCGCCUGACUGGUCGUCACUAUGAAUUUGUCUCGAUGGCUGUCCGUGCCCUUGGUGGUAAGGUUGGCAAGCAUGUCUACUGGCCAAGUGUUGGUCCAGUCACGGUCGACUUCGAUCUCAUUGAGGUUGGUAAUGAUGUUGUAUUUGGUUCCCGCUCAACUCUGGUCACAUCCGAUGGCUACGGUCGGGACCGCAUCGUGAUUGGCGAUGGCACUAUGGUUGGUGAUCGUGUCGUCGCUUUGCCCGGCGCUACCAUCGGCCGUCAAGCCAUGAUCGGUUCCGGUGCUUUGCUUCGCCGUAAUGGUGAAUAUCCUUCCAACACUGUCUGGACUGGCAGCAAGGGUGGUGAGGCCAUACAGUUCCCAAGUUCCACCUCGACCACCACUUCGACCGCUCCAACUAUCAUUGGGGAUGGUAGCAGCAGCCCCAACAGCAGCGGUAGCGAAGACGAGAGAUCACCUACUGAGAAGACGCCCACUGAGAAGCAGACCUACUAUGGCAGUAAAGACAAGACUGUUACCGAGAUUGCUGAGCAGGAUGUGGAUACCUGUAAGCCAUUCGGUCGCGCCUUCUACCGCCAUGAGGCCAACUACUACGUCCUACGCAUGUGGCAAAUUGUGAUCUACUCUACCUUCGCAGUAAUUGUCACUACUGUCUAUUGGCUCCUCACUGUCUUGUUCUCCCUUUUCGCUCUCCGCACUAUCCUCAAGUACAGUGACGCCGCUGGUUUCAAGCAAGGCGCCUGGCGCCCCUUCGUUCUGUACGGCACUCUCGCCUCAAUCCUAUCCGUCAUCACCGCCGCUCAAGUCGUCCUCGCCUUUGCCAUCAUUCUCUCCAUUAAAUGGGCAGUCGUGGGUCGCCGCAAGGAAGGCUCCUACCACUGGGACAAGAGCAGCUACAACCAGCGCUGGCAAUUCCUCCUGUCCUGCGAGACCCUAAUCAAGGACUGCUACGACGGAGUUGGUCUCCUGCCCAUGAUCUCCGGCUCUGCCUACAUUUCCUGGUACUACCGCCUCUUGGGUGCGAACAUUGGAAAGGAUUGUGCGAUUCACGCCAAUGGUAGUCCCAGUAUAUUCUUUACCGAGCCUGACCUCCUCACCCUUGGUGACCGGGUUGCUGUCGACGAUGCCAGUUUGGUCUGCCACUUGAACUCGCGUGGUGGAUUUGAGCUGCAUACCUUGAAGGUUGGGGAUCGGAGUAUUCUGCGCGCUGGAUCCCGUUUGAUGUCCGGCGCUUCAAUGGGCCAGGAUGCUUGUCUUUUGGAACAUACUCUGGUCUUGUCGGGUGACCAUGUUGAGGAUGGAGAUACGCUCCAGGGAUGGCCCGCCGAAGGGUUUGAAGGGAAACGGGUUUAA
Penicillium mononematosum is the source of this 4860-nucleotide messenger RNA. RefSeq names its product non-ribosomal peptide synthetase. The record is from RefSeq and is a predicted model, not a curated record. Bases 1 to 4860 code for a protein of 1619 amino acids. Gene Ontology annotation, biological process: fatty acid metabolic process. The transcript is spliced from 3 exons. Gene Ontology annotation, molecular function: medium-chain fatty acid-CoA ligase activity; phosphopantetheine binding. NCBI's taxonomy places the organism in Eukaryota, Fungi, Ascomycota, Eurotiomycetes, Eurotiales, Aspergillaceae.